AUUUGGUCUGUGCACUACCGAUGCUCACAGCAUGUGGUCUAAUGAUCUGGAAGGUCUAAGUCUAGUCAAUCUUUCAUCCGGUUCAUCAACACUAUGUUGAAAACCUUUCUUGAUACUGACAUUAGUGGGACUUCUCUGUAGUUCUCAGAUUUGCUCAGAUCUCUUUUCUUUGAUAUGUUGAUGAGUCAUCCUUUCCUUCAGUCUGUUGGCAGUUGUUCUUCCUUCUAAAUCUUUCUGAAUAAAACAUGGAGCAUCUUUCCACUUAAUUGUAUAUCUGUUAUAGCUUGUGACUGCCAAUUAGGGAGCAGUGACUUAUCGAUCGAAUCAAUGACGCGCAAACGCGUAUGAACAGCCUAGAGUCCUGAUCGGUCUUGCAGACCACAACGUACUAUAAAAUAGAAAACAACAUUUAUACAUGGCCAAAUGUGGCUGUGAAUAUGGGAGGCAGUGAAUAAUAGACAGGACAUAAUUCAAGAAUGGUAAAACGUAUAAUAAUGUUCCAUGAGUCAAAAUAAAGCUUAUAAUAAGAGGAAUAUGAAUAUGAAUAAUUUAGUUAAUUAACAAUUAUACGAUAAAAAAUAUACGUGUAGUAUUGGUCCAUAAAUGGAUCCCAAAGUUACCAUUCAUUAUGCUUAUCGGGAUCUAACAAUAUCAAACUUCAAUGUUUCACUUCAUAUAUUAUCAGAUCCUACUGCUUACCUUAAUCCAACUUCAAAAAACAAAAAAAACAAGAAACUCAUCUCCCUUUUAACAUUUCCACAUAUUCUCAAUUAUACUUUCACAUAGAACUUUCUUUAAUUAUUCAACUAGUUGUCAUCCCAUUUUUUCUUCUUUUCUUUGCUCUCAGAUUUUUAAUUUUUCACUUGACCUCAUUUUAUUUAUGUAUCACUAGUAUACCUAUAUUUUUCUUUUCUUUUUUCAGAAAAAAAUUAUUAUUUUUGGCACCGUAUUAUGGUUCGAUUGAAUGAUAAGUGAUCUCAUGUGUAAAAAUUGUCUCCUUUCUCUUUUCCUUUUUUCUUUUCUUUCUCUAUUUUCGUUUUCAUUUUAUUUUUUUUGACUGUUUAUAUUACUUAAAUAAGUAAAAGCUAAUUCAUUCGCUUUCUAUUCUCGUUGGUUAUUUAUUAUUAACCAAUCAUAUUACAUUGAUUAUAUUAUUUAAUAAAUCAUUAUCAAUAUAUUUAUAGUGGAUAUAUUUCACUUAUAUAUAAUAAUGAUAUUUCAUUAUUAACAUAUAUAUAUGUAUACAAUAUUUAUUUCUAUUAAAUAUGAAUAAUAUUUCAUUAUCAUUAAUUAUCAAUAGUGAUAUUACUACUAAAACUACUUAUAUGAAUGUUAGUAGUAUUCUAACAAAUCCUAUGAAUACAAAUACAUGUAUUGAUCAUUAUCCAUGGUUAGAAUUAUUUCAUCAAAAUUAUCAACGUAUACAUGUUUAUUUAUGUUUAAUAUUAUGUCCAAUCGGUGUGAUAGCAAAUACAUUAAAUGUAAUUGUAUUAUGUCAAACACGUUUACGUAGUCCAACUAAUUUAUUAUUAACUGUAUUAGCUGUUAGUGAUGGUUUUGUUAUGUUUAUCUAUAUUAUAUUUGAUUAUUUUUAUUUAAUGACACCAAGAUUAAUUAUUGGUAUGUCUAAAUCUUAUGCACAAUUAUUAUUAAUUAAUAUUGUAUUACAAAAUUUAUUUCAUACAUUCUCUGCAUGGAUUAUAGUUGCUGUUGCUAUAUUUCGUUUAAUUUAUAUUAAAACUGGUGUUAGAGCUGCUAUUUAUUGUAAUAUGUUUAAAGCAUGGAUUAUUAUUAUAUUAGUAUUGAUUAGUUCUAUAUUAUUAACUAUACCAUUUAUGAUUGCACAUCAAGUACGUAUAAAAUCAAAUAAUCAAUUAUUAUUAAUGAAUUCUUAUAAUAUAAUCAAUAAUCAAUCAGAUACAAUAAUAUUCAAUCAUUAUAAUAACAGUAUAAUCAAUAAUCAAUCAGAUACAAUAAUAUUCAAUCAUUAUAAUAACAGUAUAAUCAAUAAUCAAUCAGAUACAAUGAUAUUAUAUGAAGUUGAUUAUACGACAAAUAUAAAUCUUAGAAUAAUAUUAUUUUGGAAUUCAGCAAUACUUGUUAAAGCAUUACCAAUAAUAAUAAUGACAACAGUAAGUACAGCAUUAAUAUUAUCAAUUAGAGAAUCAGAGAAACGUUAUCGUAUAUUAAGAAGAUAUCGUCAUUGUAAAAAUAUUCAAAUGACAAUAGAAACAACACGUGUUGAAAGUUUUAUUCAGAAUAAUGAAAAUAAUAAUGAUAAUGAUAAGUCAAUAACAAUACAACGUUCAAAGCAUAAAUCAAAUUCACAUCCUGAAACAUAUUCUGGUGGACGUAGUGCAAAUCAAACUACAUAUAUGUUACUUACUAUUAUUAUGUUAUAUAUAUUUACAUAUUUACCACAAUCUGCUUUAUUGAUAUUAAACAAUUUUCAAGGUGGAUGUUUCAGUGCAACCGUUUAUGAAAGAUUAGGUGACUUUUUGGAUUUCUUAACAUUAAUUAAUAAUGGUUUAAAUUUUAUUUUAUAUUGUGUUAUGUCAAGACAGUUUAGAUAUACAUUUUUACAAUUAUUUUGCCCAUUUCUUAAUUUGUAAUAUGUUUUAUGCAAUAUCUAUCUAUCUGCUUAUAGUGCAAAUGAUUAGGAAAACUGUUGUAUAUGUACAGACAAAUAUAUACAUACAUAUAUAUAUAUAAACUCUUGUG
Schistosoma spindalis is the source of this 2721-nucleotide messenger RNA. NCBI's taxonomy places the organism in Eukaryota, Metazoa, Platyhelminthes, Trematoda, Strigeidida, Schistosomatidae. The record is from the annotation of a GenBank genome assembly.